Messenger RNA from Gigantopelta aegis, 8382 nucleotides. Its product is annotated as spectrin alpha chain-like. Gene Ontology annotation, molecular function: actin filament binding; calcium ion binding. Gene Ontology annotation, biological process: actin cytoskeleton organization. Bases 145 to 7395 code for a protein of 2416 amino acids. NCBI's taxonomy places the organism in Eukaryota, Metazoa, Mollusca, Gastropoda, Neomphalida, Peltospiridae. Gene Ontology annotation, cellular component: cell projection; cortical actin cytoskeleton; plasma membrane. The transcript has 54 exons. The record is from RefSeq and is a predicted model, not a curated record.
ACUGAAGACAUUCAAAAAGAAAUUUUUUUAAAGUUUAUCGGCGGAUCACGCUAUUCUUCCAUUUUGAGUCAUCAAUCCAAGGUCGGAUGGUGGAACUGGUUUGCCAAUUAAUUUAGAGGGUUUCGUCUACAAUUGUGAGUCAAAAUGACGGAGGUCCAACCUCGCGAGAUAAAGAUUUUGGAAACAGCGGAGGAUAUUCAUCAGAGGCGAACUGAAGUCCUGUCAAGAUAUGUCGACUUCAAAGGCACGUGCAAGCAGCGGCGUGACAUGCUGGAAGAUUCCCGUCGCUUCCAAUAUUUCAAACGUGAUGCCGAUGAACUUGAAAGCUGGAUUCUCGAAAAACUGCAAACAGCAUCUGAUGAAAGCUACAGGGAUCCAAUUAAUCUCCAGGCUAAAAUCCAGAAACACCAAGCAUUUGAAGCUGAGGUUGCAGCUCAUGCUAAUGCCAUUGAUGUGCUUGAUCAGACCGGAAAUGAAAUGAUUGGAGAAGAACACUUUGCCUCCACCAUCAUUAAGGAGCGUCUUGAUGAACUUCAUCGUUUGUGGGAACUUUUGCUAUCAAAGUUGGCCGAGAAGGGCGUGAAACUGCAACAAGCUUUACGACUGGUCCAGUUUCAGAGAGAAUGUAAUGAAGUAAUGUUCUGGAUUAAUGACAAGGAAGCAUUUGUCACUUCUGAGGAGUUUGGCCAAGACUUGGAACAUGUGGAAGUCUUGCAGAAAAAAUUUGACGAGUUCCAUAAGGAUCUGCAGAACCACGAGGACAAGGUAUCAGAGGUGAACACACUGGCUGACCAGCUGGUUGCAGAUGGACACCCUGAUGAAGAGACCAUCAGACACCGACAGAAUGAAGUCAAUGAAGCCUGGCAAAGACUAAAACAAUUGUCACUGCUCAGACAAGAGCGCUUGUUUGGAGCCCAUGAAAUCCAGCGUUUUAACAGAGAUGCAGAUGAGACUAUUGCUUGGAUUCAAGAAAAAGAUGCCGUUCUAUCAACAGAUGAUUAUGGCCGGGACCUUGCCAGUGUUCAAGCUCUGCAGCGUAAACACGAAGGUGUUGAAAGAGAUCUCGCAGCCCUCGAGGAGAAGGUGACUGCUCUAGGGACAGAAUCCAAACGUCUAAUGGAGAUACACAGUGAUCAAGCUGCUCAGAUUGAUGGAAAACAGAAUGAAAUUGAAGAGAACUGGGAACAUCUUAAGGCGAAGGGUGCUGAGCGCAAAUCUCGAUUAGAUGACUCUUACUACCUACAUCGAUUCCUUGCCGAUUUUCGUGACCUCGUGUCCUGGAUUAAGGACAUGACGGCAAUAAUUUCUGCCGAUGAACUGGCAAAAGAUGUGGCUGGAGCCGAAGCUUUGCUGGAGCGACACCAAGAACACAAAGGAGAAAUUGAUGCCAGAGAAGAUAGCUUUACGUCAACCGCUGAGGCCGGCAGCAAACUGCUGGACUCCAACCAUUACGCCUCUGAUGAAGUCCGUGAAAAGUUGUCCAUCUUGGAGCAUGAGAAGACAUUUCUGCUGGAUCUUUGGGAAGAGCGCAGAAUCCUAUACGAGCAGUGCAUGGAUCUUCAGCUGUUUAUUCGUGACACCGAGCAAGCUGAUGCAUGGAUGACCAAACAGGAGGCUUUCCUGGCAAAUGAGGAUCUGGGUGACUCGCUGGACAGUGUUGAAGCUCUACUGAAGAAGCAUGACGAUUUCGAAAAGUCACUGGCUGCUCAAGAAGAGAAAAUUAAGGCCUUGGAUGAGUUUGCCACCAAGCUGAUCGAGAGUGAGCACUACGCGUCCGACGACGUGGCUCAGCGGAUCAACCUGCUGCUACAGAGACGAAACCUGCUGCACGAGCGCUCCGCUAGCCGCAGACAGCUGCUCGAGGAAUCGUAUCAGUACCAGGUUUUCGAGCGGGAUUGUGACGAGACGAAAGGAUGGAUCAAUGAGAAGCUGAAAACUGCAUCGGAUGAAAAUUACUUGGAUCCAACCAACUUGCAAACCAAACUUCAGAAGCACAUGAAUUUCGAGGCAGAGCUAGACGCCAACAAGAACCGGAUUGAUUCUAUCAAACAGACUGGGGAGGACCUGAUCAACAACGAGCAUUUCGCAUCAGAAACUAUCAGAGAACGACUGGAUGAAAUUGACAAGUUAUGGGAGCAGCUGCAAUCUCAGACUGCAUUCAAAGGCAACAAAUUGAAACAGGCAAGUCAACAGCAACAGUUUAACCGCAACAUUGAUGACAUUGAUUCUUGGUUGAAUGACAUUGAAGGUCAGAUCACCUCAGAAGACUAUGGCAAACUGACCCAGCGACAAGAUCUGACCCAGGUCCAGAAUCUGCAGAAGAAACAUGCAUUGAUGGAAGCAGAUGUUACAGCUCAUCAGGAUCGUAUAGAAGGAAUCUCUGUACAAGCUCAGACCUUUCUUGAAUCGGGACAUUUUGAUGCUGACAACAUUAAGACCAAACAGGCAGUUGUUAUUGAGAGAUACCAGAAGCUUAUGGCUCCGAUGGUGACUCGUAAGCAGAAGUUGUCGGAGGCGAUCCAGCUGCAGCAGUUUCUGCGAGAUGUUGAGGAUGAGGAGGACUGGAUCAGAGAGAAGGAGCCCAUCGCCUCGUCUACUAACAGAGGCCGUGAUCUGAUUGGUGUCCAGAACCUGAUGAAGAAGCACCAGGCCCUGCAGGCUGAGCUGGCCGGUCACGAGAUGCGCAUCAGCAACGUCAGUCAGGACGGAUCGCAGAUGAUCAAAGACGGACACUUCGCCAAAGAUCAGAUACAGCAAAAGAUUCUUGACCUUCAAGAAAAAUGGCAACAACUUAAGGACAAAGCCUUCCAGCGUAAGCAGGAUCUGGAAGAUUCUCUCCAGGCCCAACAGUAUUUUGCUGAUGCAAAUGAAGCGGAGUCAUGGAUGAGGGAGAAGGAACCUCUGGCGGCAAACACAGAUUAUGGAAAGGAUGAAGACUCUGCUGAGGCUUUAUUGAAAAAACAUGAGGCAUUUAUGUCUGACCUGGAAGCAUACCGCAGUGUUAUUGAGGGGCUCCGAGAACAGGCUUUGUCAUGCAAGCAACAAGAAGCUCCUGUCAUUGAUGAUAUUGGCACUGAGAAAGUGAUGGCUCUGUAUGAUUACACCGAGAAGUCGCCACGCGAGGUGUCCAUGAAGAAAGGCGAUGUCCUCACAUUGCUCAACAGCUCAAAUAAGGACUGGUGGAAGGUUGAAGUUAGUGACCGUCAGGGGUUUGUACCUGCUGCUUACGUGAAGAAACUUGAUCCAAGCUUGUCGGCUAGUCGCAACAAUUUGAUGGACGAGUUCACAAUUUCAGUUCGACAGAAUCAAAUAGAAACACAAUACGCCAACCUGCUGGACCUGGGCAACCAGCGUCGUGAGAAGCUGCAGGAGUCGAGCAAGGCGUACCAGCUGGUUCGCGAGGCUGCCGAGCUGGCGUCGUGGAUCACGGAGAAGGAGAACCUGAUGGUGAGCGAACAGGUCGGGGACGACCUUGAACAGGUGGAGGAGAUGCAGAAGAAGUUCGACGACUUCCAGAAGGACCUGAAGGCAAAUGAAGCCAGACUUCACGAACUGAACUCUAUUGCUGAUAGACUUACUGCCAUGGGUCAGACUGAAGCAGCAGAGAAAAUUCGGGAACAAAUUAUUCAACUGAACCAGCGGUGGGUGACACUGCAGCAGGUUUCAGCUGAGAGGGCACAGACACUGGCCAGUUCUUUUGAAGUGCAGCGAUACCACAGAGAGGUGGAUGAGACUAAGGACUGGAUCCAUGAGAAGGACACUGCUCUUAACAAUGACAACUACGGCCAUGACCUCGCCAGCACGCAGGCUCUGCAGCGCAAACACGAGGGACUUGAGAGAGAUCUGGCUGCACUCGGAGAAAAGGUGCGUGGUCUUGAUGAACUUUCUAAACGUCUCAUGAUGACCCAUCCCGAGCAGUCUGAGAACAUCCAUGAACAUCAGACAGAAAUUAAUGAGAUGUGGAAUGAACUAACAUCAAAGGCCGAGGCUCGCAAAGCUAAGCUGUUGGACUCGUAUGAUCUGCAACGAUUUCUCAGUGACUAUCGAGACUUGACCUCCUGGAUCAACAGCAUGAUGGCACUAGUGUCGUCUGAUGAACUAGCCAAGGACGUUACAGGUGCUGAAGCCCUGCUGGAGCGACAUCAGGAACACCGUACAGAAAUUGAUGCUCGAGCUGGCACAUUCCAAGCAUUUGAGUUGCUGGGUCAGCAGUUGUUGCAGAAUAGUCACUACGCAAGUGAUGAUGUUCAACAGAAACUGGAGGAACUGGCCAAGGCUAGAGAGGAGCUUGAACAAGCGUGGAUCAGUCGGCGUAUGAAGCUGGACCAGUGUCUGGAGCUGCAGCUCUUCAACCGAGACUGCGAGCAGGCUGAGUCGUGGAUGGCGUCGCGGGAAGCCUUCCUCGCUGGUGACAAAGUGGACGGAGACAACGUAGAGACCCUCAUCAAGAAGCACGAGGAUUUCGACAGGGCCAUCAAUUCUCAGGAAGAGAAAAUUAAUGCCUUACAGCAGUUUGCCGACCAGCUGAUUGCUGCAGACCACUAUGAUGGACCAGCUGUGGCUGACAAAAGGGACCAAGUCUUAGACAGAUGGACCAAACUGAAAGAUGCGUUGAUUGAGAAUCGCUCUAAGCUGGGAGAGGCGCAGACCCUGCAACAGUUCUCUCGCGACGCCGACGAGAUGGAGAACUGGCUGCAGGAGAAGUUACAGAUCGCGUGCGAUGAAUCCUACAAGGACCCAACCAACAUCCAGAGCAAACAUCAGAAACACCAAGCUUUUGAAGCUGAGCUUGCUGCAAAUGCUGAUAGACUGCAAUCGUUGAUUGCCACAGGACAGAAUCUGAUUGACCACCGACAGUGUGCCGGCUCGGAGGACGCGGUCCAGGCUCGUCUCGAGAGUCUGGCCUCUCAGUGGGAGGAUCUCGUUGGCAAGUCCACCGAGAAGAGUGAAAAGUUGAAGGAGGCCAAUCGACAGCAGACGUACAACGCUGGAGUGAAGGACAUCGAGUUCUGGCUUGGAGAGGUUGAACAGAUGCUGGCCUCAGAAGAUCAUGGAAAGGAUCUAGCAUCAGUGCAAAACCUUUUGAAGAAACACCAGCUGCUGGAGGCUGACAUAGGGGCACAUGAGGACCGCAUCACGGACUUGAACAACCAGGCAGAUCAGUUUGUGGAAGCUGGAGUAUUAGAUGCUGACAGAAUUCAGGACCACAAGAAAACCAUCAAUGAACGAUACGAACGGAUCAAGGAAUGUGCAAUUCACCGCCGGAACCUUUUGAAUGAGGCCAACAUCAUGCACCAGUUCCUUCGUGAUAUUGAUGAUGAAGAGGCUUGGAUCAAAGAGAAGAAACUGCUUGUUGGAUCUGACGACUAUGGUAAAGAUCUGACUGGUGUUCAGAAUCUUCGCAAGAAGCACAAGAGACUGGAAGCUGAACUGGCUAGUCACGAGCCAGCUAUCCAGAGUGUCCAGGAGCAAGGAGAAAAGCUUAUGCAGGAGUCUGACAUCGGAGCGAGCAACAUCCGUGCGCGUCUGGACCAGCUGGCUCAGAGCUGGGAGGAGCUGAAACAGAUGGCGGCCAACAGGGGACUGAAGCUGGAGCAGUCGUAUGCAUACCAGCAGUUCAGCGCCAACGUGGAGGAGGAGGAGGCGUGGAUCACGGAGAAACAGCACCUGCUGUCCGGGGAGGACCUCGGAGACACGAUGGCUGCUGUGCAGGGUCUGUUGAAGAAACACGAAGCCUUUGAGACUGACUUGUUUGUUCAUCAUGAUCGAUGUGGUGAAAUCAGAAAAGAAGGUGAAAGACUGAUUGAUGAGGGAAACCACAAUGCUGACAACAUUGCCCAGAGGAUCCAAGUCCUGCAGGAAAAGCUGUCUGCUCUUGACAGUUCAGCAGCUAGACGUAAAAACAACCUGAUCGAUAAUUCAGCUUUUCUGCAGUUCAUUUGGAAAACCGACGUAGUUGAAAGCUGGAUUGCUGACAAGGAGACCCAGGUGCACUCGGAAGACUAUGGUCGCGAUCUGUCGUCGGUUCAAACCCUUCUUACCAAACAGGAGACUUUCGAUGCAGGCCUCCAUGCCUUCGACAAAGAAGGGAUUCAGACCAUCACAGCACUCAAGGAUCAGCUGAUUGCGUCGAAACACGCACAGACUCCAACCAUCGAGAAGAGAUACAAUGAUGUUAUUGCCAGGUGGCGCAAGCUUCUGGCCGACUCUGAAGCCCGUAAGCAACGUCUUCUUCAUCUACAAGACCAGUACCGCCAGAUCGAGGACCUGUACCUCACUUUCGCAAAGAAGGCUUCUGCCUUCAACAGCUGGUUCGAAAACGCGGAAGAAGAUUUGAGUGAUCCUGUACGGUGCAACUCGGUUGAGGAAAUAAAGGCACUGCGAGAAGCUCACGAGCAGUUCAAAGCAUCGUUGAGUGCGGCACAAGGAGAUUUCAAUGCCUUGGCUGCACUGGACAAACAGAUCAAGAGUUUCAAUGUCGGGGCCAAUCCGUACACUUGGUUUACCAUGGAGGCCCUGGAAGAAACGUGGAAGAAUUUACAGAAAAUCCUGAAGGAGCGUGAUGGUGAUCUGGAGGAGGAAGAACAGCGACAAGAGGAGAAUGACCAACUGAGGAAGCAGUUCGCCAAGGCAGCCAAUGCUUUCCACACCUGGCUCACUGAAACCAGGGCUGCCAUGAUGGAAGGUUCUGGAACCCUUGAGGAACAGCUGGAGGCUACAAAGCGGAAGUCUGCAGAAGUUCGAUCACAAAAGGGUCACCUGAAGAAGAUUGAAGAUCUGGGUGCCGCAAUGGAGAAACGACUAAUAUUGGAUAACAGGUACACGGAGCACAGUACGGUUGGACUUGCCCAGCAGUGGGAUCAGCUGGACCAGUUGUGUAUGCGGAUGCAGCAUAACCUGGAGCAGCAGAUAGAGGCGAGGAACCGCAGCGGUGUGUCGGAGGAUGCCCUCCGCGAGUUCAGCAUGAUGUUCAAACAUUUUGACAAGGACAAGAGUGGCAAACUGGACCAUCAGGAGUUCAAGUCUUGUCUGCGUGCUCUCGGUUAUGACCUGCCCAUGGUGGAGGAAGGUCAGACCGAUCCAGAAUUCCAGGCCAUACUGGAUGUAGUAGAUCCUAACCGGGACGGCCACGUAUCGCUGCAGGAGUACAUGGCGUUUAUGAUCAGUCGUGAGACAGAGAACGUCCAGUCGAGCUCGGAGGUUGAACAGGCUUUCCGAGCUCUGACGUCGGGCGAGAAGCCAUACAUAACAACACAAGAACUAUAUGCAAAUCUUACGAAAGAUCAAGCCGAAUACUGCAUUAGUCAUAUGAAGCCAUAUGUAGACAAGACCGGCCGAACACUACCAGAUGCCUACGACUUUACAGAAUUUACACGACAGCUUUUCGUUAACUAGUGGGACAUUUCACUGCCAAGAUCUGUGUCUAUAUCCAACAUUAAUAUUAUUAAUUAUACACGAGUAGUUUUAGAAUUGAUUGGUUAGUGCUUUGAGCUGGAGGUAUGAAGGGAAAAGAGAAUUUUGUGACAUUCGGGCUUAUCUGGAGGAGGCAUUUCAGUUGCGACGGUUGUGACUUUUAGUUUACAUUUUUAAUGGCAUUGUGUGCUUUCGCCUUUGUGAUGUUCAAAAGUGAAUAAUUGCUUUUACAAAUUCGCUAUUGUAAUUGUAACAGGUGCUUUCUUUGAAGAAGACAAUUUCUUUUAGUGCAUCAGAAAAAGCUAAAGCUUAAACUUUACUUUGGAAUUCUAUUUGUUCUUAGUAUGAACAUGGAGUAAAAUUAGGUAAAAUUCAAGUUUUUUGGAUGUAGUAGUGUUAACAGACAUAAGCGUACGAGACGGGGACAGGGGGAGCAACUGCCCCUCCCAGUCCUGGAGAAAAUCCUCAAAUUCGGGCAAAAACAAUAGAGAAAUUCGGGCAAAAUUAGCUGGCCUAAACACUUUUCACCAUGUAUUUUCAUUGUUCUACCUAAAAUAUUAAGUUGUAACCCAUGUAAAAAUGGGUUGCAAUUCAUUUGCAACCCUAUAUAGCUGUUUGGCAAGUAAUGCUAAUAUGAAUAAAAGUUGUAAUCCAGAUUCGUGCACUUUUGUUUAAUUCAGGCAAAAAUCAGCCUGCCCCCCUUCCCUUCGAAAAUGGUAGCCCAUAUACCUAUGUUAAUAGAUGAGAAUGACUGACAUCAAAAGUCUGUGUUUGCUGUUUAAAGCCUGCAGUAGGUUCAGUUACGCAUCUUGAAUGUCUGUCUUGCAAUGUUGCUGAUUAUUGUGUCGGUAGUGUUUUAUUAUUGAAUUCUUAUUGCCCUCACCAGUACUUCUUCAUGAAUAGUUGGCAUUCCAGCUUCCUUUUAGAUGUUCCUAUCCAUCUAACCAUCAAUAAAUAUCUUGAUAUACA